Polyodon spathula (Mississippi paddlefish) is the source of this 3198-nucleotide messenger RNA. RefSeq names its product intraflagellar transport 80 homolog (Chlamydomonas) (gene ift80). NCBI's taxonomy places the organism in Eukaryota, Metazoa, Chordata, Actinopteri, Acipenseriformes, Polyodontidae. The record is from RefSeq and is a predicted model, not a curated record. Gene Ontology annotation, cellular component: intraciliary transport particle B; centrosome; cilium. Gene Ontology annotation, biological process: cilium assembly. Bases 137 to 2500 code for a protein of 787 amino acids. The transcript has 21 exons. Gene Ontology annotation, molecular function: protein binding.
GUGGUCGUUGCUGGGUCUGUUGCCAAAGAAGCAUCAGUGGAAGAUCUCGCGAGAGGGUUCGGGGAGAAGCUACAUUUGAACCUGGCAUAAUUUCGGUUCUGAAGUAUUGAAGACUUGCACACUUAUUGGUUCUAAAAUGAGACUGAAGACGUCACUUUUGAAGGAACCAAAACAUAAAGAGUUAGUCAGCUGUGUAGGCUGGACCACAGCAGAUGAACUAUACUCUUGUAGUGAAGAUCACCUUGUCCUGAAGUGGAAUUUGCUGACAAACGAGACAACACAAGUUGUGAAACUACAAGAUGACAUUUACCCCAUUGAUCUACACUGGUUUCCUAAAACAGUAGGUGGAAAGAAGCAGAUUCAGGCAGAGAUCUUUGUACUUACCAGUACUGAUGGCAAGUUUCACCUGAUUUCAAAGAAUGGACGAAUAGAGAAGAGUGUGGAGGCACACCGUGGAGCAGUGCUGGCUGCAAGAUGGAAUUAUGAUGGAACUGCCUUAGUUACAGCUGGUGAAGACGGGCAGAUUAAAAUAUGGUCAAAAAGUGGAAUGUUGAGAUCCACUCUGGCCCAACAAGGAACAUCAGUUUACUCUGUUGCCUGGGGUCCUGAUUCAGACAAGAUACUUUACACAUCAGGGAAGCAAUUGAUCAUUAAACCCCUUCAGCCUAGUGCCAAAGUUGUACAGUGGAAAGCUCAUGAAGGGGUCAUCCUGAAAGUGGACUGGAAUUCAGUUAGUGAUCUUAUUCUGUCAGGCAGUGAAGACUGUAGAUAUAAGGUUUGGGACGGUUAUGGACGUCUUCUUUACAGUUCCCCCUCACAUGACUAUCCCAUUACUUCUGUGGCUUGGGCACCUGAUGGAGAAUUAUUUGCAGUGGGAUCUUUCAACACUUUGCGUCUAUGUGACAGAACGGGGUGGUCAUAUGCAUUGGAGAAGCCAAACACUGGAAGUAUUUUCAACAUCACCUGGUCUGUGGAUGGAACGCAAGUAGCUGGUGCAUGUGGAAAUGGGCAAGUGAUUUUUGCCCAUGUUGUUGAACAGAGAUGGGAGUGGAAAAACUUGGAGAUAACACUGACCAAAAGAAGGACCAUGCUGGUGCGGAAUGUGCUGAACGAUGCAGUGGAUGUGUUGGAGUUUCGUGAUAGGGUGAUUAAGGCGUCGUUGUCCCACGGCUAUCUGGUAGUUGCAACCUCACUGCAGUGCUAUGUAUACAGUGCUAAGAACUUUAAUACUCCACUGAUUUUUGAUCUGAAAGAGGGAACUGUUAGCUUGAUCCUGCAAGCAGAAAGACAUUUUCUGCUAGUAGAUGGAGCAGGCAUCUAUUUGUUUUCAUAUGAAGGACGCCUCAUUUCCACUCCCAAGUUUCCAGGAAUGAGAACCGAUAUUCUGAAUGCCCAGACUGUCUCUCUUAGCAAUGAUACUGUUGCAAUUCGAGAUAAAGCUGAUGAGAAAGUUAUCUUUUUUAUUGAUGCCCUAUCUGGAAAACCACUCGGUGAUGGCAAACCUCUUACACACAAGAUGGAGAUAAUGGAAGUUGCUUUGGACCAAUCUGGAUCCGCUAAUGAAAGAAAAAUUGCUAUUGUUGAUAAAAAUCGAGACUUGUACAUCACCUCAGUAAGACGAUUUGGAAAGGAGCAAAAUAUCAUCAAAAUUGGUACCAUGGUUUACACUAUGGCUUGGAAUGACUCUGCAAAUAUACUCUCUGGAAUUCAAAAUUCCUUUUUUACUGUUUGGUAUUAUCCAAACACUGUAUAUGUGGACAAAGACCUUCUGCCAAAAACGAUAUAUACAAAAGAUGCAAGUGAAUUCAGCCAAACUCCUCAGAUUUUUAAUUAUGUAGGAAAUCAGGUUACAGUCAGAAGAGCUGAUGGCUCCUUAGUGUACACCAGCAUAUCUCCAUACCCAGCCAUCCUUCAUGAGUAUGCCACUGCUUCCCGUUGGGAUGAUGCACUCAGACUCUGCCGCUUUGUGAAGACUACUACUUCUGAUCAGGAACAAACACUGUGGGCCUGCCUUGCUGCAAUGGCAAUAGCCAAGAAAGAACUGACAACUGCAGCGGUUGCUUAUGCAGCAAUCGGAGAGAUUGACAAAGUUCAGUACAUCAAUGCUAUAAAGGAUCUCCCAUCCAAAGAAUCAUCAAUGGCUCAUAUGAUGCUGUUUAGUGGAAAUGUACAAGACGCAGAAGGGAUUCUUCUUCAAGCAGGUCUUAUAUACCAAGCAAUCCAGGUUCAUAUAAACCUUUACAACUGGGACAGGGCGCUGGAACUGGCAGUAAAACACAAGACACAUGUUGACACUGUUCUAGCUCACAGGCAGAAAUACUUAGAGGAUUUCAGCAAAAAAGAAACCAACAAAAGAUUCUUACAGUACUCGGAGGGAGUGGUAGUAGAUUGGGAAAAAAUUCAAGCCAAAAUUGAAAUGGAAAUAGCUAAAGAGCGAGAAAAGGCAGCAACCACUCCAGCAGCUUCAACAGUGAGAAGCAGCAUAUCCACAAGACGUUAACCUGUGGUGGAAUUACUCCUCAUUUCAUGAUAUAGUGCCCUUCAUUUCACAGGCUACUUGGAAUUACACUUAAAUUCAAUCUAAAAUGUCAGUGUAACAAUCUUAAUACCAAUAUGGUCUAUGUUUCCCCUAUGGGCAAAUCACAGACAAUUUGCAAUGGAAUGGCAAUUUGCCCACAGUGGAAAACCAUAUACAUGUGUGUCUAUUUCAGAUUAGAACUAAUUGAGGUUGAGAACACUAUGUUAAAAUGCUGCAAUCUUCUAUAUAAAAAUAUAUUUAUAUUUCCAAGGUGUAAAUUAUUUAAAUUGUAGUUAUGUAGAAUUUUACUGUGUAUCUUUUUAUAUAAUGUGUAUUUUAUGCCUGUUGUAUAAAAAAACCCUUUGCUGUGUUAAAAUACAUGAAAUAUCUUAAUACAAAUUUAAUGGACGCUUCUACAAUAAUCAGUUUUGAUUUGCUCUGAAAUUUAUUGGGGGUGGGGAAAACAAAAACAAAAACUUACUCACAAGCAGUAGUUCCACGUCCGCACAUUUCAAGGUCAAAAUCACUAUGGCAUGCCCAUUUCUGUCUAGUUAUGUAAGAGUUCUGAAUGAAAAGUUAACUUUUCAUUUUCUACCUGUUGGACCCACAGAUGUUCAAAAAUGGCUAAAAUCAGGUUCAUUGUUUUGGUGACUUUGUUUUGGCAUAUUGAUAAUUCAUUU